GCACGGGACGCCCACCGGCAUCUUUAAAAUGUGGACUUCGCUAUAAAUGCGCCCAACAAACUCCCACCCAGAAGCCGACGACGGGCCUGUGCACGCACGUUGCACGGUCUCGAACGCUGUCGCACACCCCUUCAACGCCUACUACGCCACUACGAUUCCUGCUAAACCAUGGGUGCAUCCUUGUCUGUUCUGUUUUCGCAGGGUUUCCCGCCGAAGACCACGUACAGCGUCGACCAAAUCCCCGACCUUACAGGGCGCGUGGUACUCGUUACUGGCGGUAAUACGGGCAUAGGCUACGAGACUAUCAAGGCGCUCUUGCAGCACAAUGCGAAGGUGUACAUGGCCACACGCAGCAAGGAGAAGGCAGAGAAGGCCAUUGCGUCGCUGAAGGAGGCGACCGGCAAAGAGGCCAUAUUCCAUGAACUCGACUUGUCGAGCCUCGCCUCCGUGAAGAAGUCUGCCGAGGAGUUCCUUGCCAAGGAGCAUGAGCUGCAUAUCCUCUUCAACAACGCCGGUGUGAUGAUUCCUCCCCCGAACCUCGUCACGAAGGAGGGGUACGACCUCCAGUUCGGCACCAACGUCGUCGGACACUUCUACUUCACGGAGCUGCUCAUGCCCGCGCUGAUCGCGGGCGUGUCGUCCUCCCCGGACCACCACACGCGCAUCAUCACGACGUCCUCCUCGUCGGCGUACAUGGGCAAGCUGAACUACGACACGUUUAAGGACGGCCCCGCGCGCAAGAAGCUGGCCAGGAGCGACCUGUACAACCAGAGCAAGCUCGCCAACACCGUUGUCGCGCACGAGAUUGCGAAGCGCUAUGCCGACAAGGGCAUUAUCUCCAUUUCUGUUAACCCCGGGAACAUCAAGACCGAUCUCCAGCGCCACGUCCCUGCGUUCGUCCGCAAGCCCCUGAGCGCGCUCAUCCUGUACCCGACGCCCAUGGGCGCCCUGACGCAGCUCUUCGCCGGGACGUCUGAGGAGGCGCUCAACCACAACGGCGAGUUCCUCAUUCCGUGGGCACGCUUCGGCAAGUGCGUGCCGGAGACAUACGAUGCCGAGGUCGGUAAGAAGAUGUGGGAGUGGCUGGAUGGCGAGGUCAAGGCCUUCGAGGCGUCGCAGACUGCCGCUUGAUUUCCCUCUUUCUCACUCUUUCUGGGAUAUUUCUUUCUUGUACGCUGUUAACGUGGUAGGUCGGGUGAUCUUGUUGUAUUCUGGACUGUCGGCGCACUAUGCCAUACUAUAUACCCUCUU
Messenger RNA from Trametes versicolor FP-101664 SS1, 1251 nucleotides. RefSeq names its product NAD-P-binding protein. The transcript has 8 exons. NCBI's taxonomy places the organism in Eukaryota, Fungi, Basidiomycota, Agaricomycetes, Polyporales, Polyporaceae. The coding region runs from base 169 to 1131 and encodes 320 amino acids. The record is from RefSeq and is a predicted model, not a curated record.